Galleria mellonella (greater wax moth) is the source of this 1851-nucleotide messenger RNA. Its product is annotated as GMP reductase 1-like. Gene Ontology annotation, cellular component: GMP reductase complex. The coding region runs from base 117 to 1157 and encodes 346 amino acids. Gene Ontology annotation, biological process: nucleotide metabolic process. The record is from RefSeq and is a predicted model, not a curated record. The transcript has 8 exons. Gene Ontology annotation, molecular function: GMP reductase activity. NCBI's taxonomy places the organism in Eukaryota, Metazoa, Arthropoda, Insecta, Lepidoptera, Pyralidae.
GUUGUUGGCAACCCCAACUUGCAGCGGCAGUCGAUACCGCGCGCGGGAGGAGGCGCGCUGGCUGUGAAAAUAUUAUUUUUUAAAUCGCGAGACUAGACUAAGUGUUUAGUGACAAAAUGCCUAAUAUUAUUAACGAAGUGAAAUUGGACUUCAAGGAUGUGCUGCUAAGGCCUAAAAGAAGUACGCUGAAGAGCAGAAAUGACGUGGACCUUUAUCGAGAGAUCACGUUCCGCAACUCUGGGCAGACGUACCGCGGCGUUCCGGUCAUGGCAAGCAACAUGGACACAGUCGGCACAUUCGAGAUGGCACAAGAACUCUCCAAGCAUGGGCUAUUCACAUGUAUCCACAAAUACUACACGAUAGAAGAAUGGAAGAAAUUCGCUGAAAACCAUCCAGAAUGUUUGGAGCAAAUGGCUGCAAGUUCAGGAACAGCGGACGCUGACUUCGAACGGCUCUCCGAUAUUCUGAAUAAUGUGAAAGACUUGAAGUUCGUGUGUCUGGACGUCGCUAACGGGUACUCGCAGCAUUUCGUGGAGUACGUGAGAAGAGUUCGCGCUGCUUUCCCUACUCACACCAUCAUUGCUGGCAAUGUGGUGACCGGUGAGAUGGUGGAGGAACUGAUAUUGUCUGGUGCUGAUAUUAUUAAGGUGGGCAUAGGUCCAGGAUCUGUGUGCACAACUCGGAUUAAGACUGGCGUAGGGUAUCCACAACUGUCCGCGGUCAUUGAAUGCGCGGACGCAGCGCACGGUCUCAAAGGACACAUUAUAUCAGACGGUGGUUGCACGUGCCCAGGAGAUGUUGCCAAAGCCUUCGGCGCCGGCGCUGACUUCGUAAUGGCAGGUGGAAUGUUCGCCGGGCACGACCAGUGUGGGGGAGAGGUGGUCACCACAGGUGACGGGCGGAAGGUGAAGCUGUUCUACGGGAUGUCUUCAUCCACGGCGAUGUUGAAGCAUUCCGGUGGAAUCGCGGAUUAUAGAUCUUCUGAAGGUAAAACAGUAGAAGUGGAGUACAGAGGGGACGUGGCGACUACAGUUAAAGACAUCCUCGGUGGACUGCGGUCAGCGUGCACCUACGUGGGAGCCGCCAGGCUUAGGGAACUACCAAGGAGGGCCACCUUCAUCAGGUGUUGUAGACAAGUGAACGACACCUUCUCGUAAUUCAUGAUGCCCUGGUACAAUUUCUAUCAAAUGGCAUUGUAAUUUCCGUGUGAUAUUUUUGUCGAGUGGUAUUAUUAGCUUACCAUCAGGUAGGCCGUAUGCUUGUUUGCCAUUUAACACUUAACUUGCCACAUAGCACAUUCGUCAAAAGUAUGGUUUUUGACAUUUUAUAGCAUAACCAUCGUAAAAAUAAGAAUAAUUUGUGACAAUAAAUAUUGUACCUUAUUUUUGAGGGAAUAAAAAGGUUUUUAUUAUGAGAUACGUCGCAAGUCGCUUACGUGAUAGAUAAAACAAAGUGGUAAUAAAAGGAAUAUCACUCGACAAACGGAAUACACGCUCGUAUAGUAAAUGGAUUAGAUAACGAAAUUAUUGAAAGAUAUAUUGUGAUGAUUAUUUGUUCCAAUAUAACUUUAAUGAAAAUAUAUUUAAAGAUGUCAUGUCCAAUGCUAAAUGAUUAUAUAUUAUUUACAACUGACUUCAAAAACAAUUGUGUUCUCGAUUCGGUUAUAUUUUUUCUUUUGUAUAUUUGUUACCUCAUAACUCGGUCUUUCUUUUUUCUUUUUAUCUGAAAGGAUAUACUUACAGAUUGGUCGAUACAAAUUUUAUCAACAUUACUUCAGUAGUUUAGUUUUCAGAACUUAAUAACUGUCAGAAUCGAUUAUUUUUCUACGUUUUUCUACGAUAUCUAUAUAUA